AGUUGUAAGCUCAGUUGAAGACACGUAUAUAAGGUUCAAGGAGUACCUCAACUAUCUGCGUGCUGAGCUCUCCGACGAAGUACAGUUUCUUAAUGAAGUUGAUGGAGAAGCCCUUCAUUAUGGAAUGGAAGAUGACAAUCUGCCCGAGUCUGGAGGUCUAGAACGUUCUGACGAGUCAUCAGUCAAAUCGAAGAAACCUGCUCAUGUUGUGCCAAGCUUGCAGAAGAUGCUCAGUAGGAAAGAAAUAAUGGGGAAGCCUUCUUCAGGCGAAAAUAAGAGGGAUCUCUCAGUGCAGGGCAAAGGCUACAUUGUGGAAACGCUUCCUGAACUCAGUGCCCCCAAUGUAUUAAAAAAGUCUGUAACCCUAGACCUACCCUCCUCUCCCGCCCCAUCAACUCAGAAGGCAGACGAUGGAAUGGACGACACGAACCUCAUCCAAGAAAAGACUGCGGGUAAGGGAACUGUGAGUUCAGACGAAAUCAGUGAUAAUAUACAUCGGAAUUUAAGGCAGAGAAUGGACGAGCUUAUAGACUGGGUGGAACUGCUUGAUUCUGUGCCUGACAUCAGUGCUGGAUCGGAGGUGACCACCAGUCCAUCCUCUGAAAUGUCACCCAAGUCUCAUACGACCAUAUGGUCAACAUCUACCAGUGCUGAGGGCAGAACGAAAACAACACUGCCACUAAUACGGCCAGAUGUCAAGCCAUCAGUGGAAUCAAUCAAAUCGAAGGCAUCUACACGAUUAUUGAAGAAAGCGAAGGAGGCGUCAUGUACACCAACUUCGUUAAGUAGUUCGAGUCUAAGGAGUGGAAGUGGUGGAAGAACCUCACCUCUAUUGGAUGUAGUUGCCAAGACGGAUUCAUUAGAAAGUAUUUUGUGUGAACCGCCAUUGAAUGCUAUUCCUGGUCAACGCUUAGAUGAGAUUUCCCAAUCCAAAGCUACAACCAGUCCGUACGGUACAUGGGCCUAUACUGUAUCUGCAGAGACCCCUAGCAGUGAGUUUACGGAUCGCAUUCUUAGUGAUGAGAAUGCCGAGCUUGAGCCCAGACGCCCCGUAAAGAAGUGUUUGCGAGACAGUGUUGUCACUGUAAGCCCCUUUGAGGUAGCGGAACACAUCGCGAACGUUCUAGAGGCUAUCAUGGAU
Messenger RNA from Hydatigera taeniaeformis, 1141 nucleotides. NCBI's taxonomy places the organism in Eukaryota, Metazoa, Platyhelminthes, Cestoda, Cyclophyllidea, Taeniidae. The record is from the annotation of a GenBank genome assembly.